This is a messenger RNA of Tetranychus urticae (two-spotted spider mite), 3227 nucleotides long. RefSeq names its product oxidative stress-induced growth inhibitor 1. Lineage: Eukaryota; Metazoa; Arthropoda; Arachnida; Trombidiformes; Tetranychidae. The record is from RefSeq and is a predicted model, not a curated record.
AUGUUAUCAAUAAAACCAGGGAAACUGACACAAUAUGUAAACAUUAACAUUUAUUUGGUUUGUUAUUUGUGUUGAUGUUAACCAUUAUUCAAAAAAUUGAUCAUUAGUGAAUUUGUAAUUAUCAUUAUCAUCUUACAAUACAUUUCCAGUGCACAGUGGAUAUCAAUUUAGAUGGAUUACGUUAUUCUUAAGAAAUACGGUGAAGUGUUGGGGAAAUAAUUUGCAAGUCAAGAAAGCAAACCAGAUGAGAACAAAGAAGGAAAAAAGAAUCAGAACUCUCUAACGUAAACAUUGUACACCCUGUUUACCGGAAGGUUGUUGGCUUCAGUCUGAGGGUUUCAUUUCAUCAUUUCUUUGCGCUGAUAUUUAAUGGUUAUCGUUGGUGGUGACCAAGAUUCACCCAUACAGUUAUUGGUGACUUUUUCUGGUUCAACCAUGUAAUGCUUUCACCUCUGGUUAUAUUUGGUGUCUAUACUGGUUUCUUUGGGUAAACCUAUUCUGGAAAAGCCUACAAUUGCUCUACUUAUGAUUGCUCUAUUUAUUUGAAACUUGCAAUUUUGGUAUCUGUUUCAAGGUUAAAGUACAUCUAAACUUAAAACGUCUCAGAGUAAACAUUUGUAAAAUCUUCGAGUAAAGUUUUCAAUUCAGCUCAUUUUUAUAGAGAUAAUCUUUCUUGGAAAACUACCCUUAAGCAUUGGAUAACCAUUAAAUUCAAAAAGUAAAAGCAACGGAUUUUUCAUCGUGAUUGACUCUUUGUUUACCAUCAACACCACGGAUCUCCAUUUCAUUAUUAGCCACCUUAGAUGUCAACACUUGGGUUAAGCUGGAAAAAGAUCGUUUUUAACUUGUUGCUUUGAUGAUUGGUUCAUUUACUCUGGAAAGGUCUAUUAAUAUAUUGUGAAUCAUACAAUACAUCAACCAUUGUUUUACAAUUGUUUCCACCAGUUAAUGUGAUUAUAAUCAAUAGUCAACAUCGUCAAUAUUACAAGACAAACUAAGAAGCUUAUGGAAUAAUUUGCCAAUACAAAAUCACCGAAUGAUAACAAAGCAAAGAAAAGUCAAUCUAGUGAAUCUAGCUCGCAGAUGAUUACCAAAACUCUAUUUAAUCAACAUCACCCUCAUCAAAAUCAUCUUCAAAAAUAUCUUCAAUAUCUUAACAUUCUAAAAACAACGCUCAUUGUUUACCAUCAAAGCCAAAUUUUCUUUAAAUGAAGUGCAAUAAUUGAUGGUAUUAAUAUAUUGUCGAUCUCACUGAAACUCCAUCGUUUUAUUUCAAACUUGUCAUUUAUAAUAUAAUUUUCAUCAUUUAAAAUCAGCCGCAAAUUGUUUACAAUGAGACCAAAUGAUACUACCCAUAGUGAAGAAACCAAAGAAUUUGUUAUCAUUGGGAAUGGUCCAUCAGCAAUUACGUUAAGCUACAUGUUAGCCGGUAACUGGCCUUAUUACAAUCCAACUGAGCCACAUCCCAAUUCUGAGCUACACGCACGUUUGGUUUCACCUGGUGAUUCUGAAUCUUAUAGUGAUGACACUAAUCUUUCAUCAGUAUCUUUAAUUCAACGUGAUUUAGAUUACUUGUCAGGUGGUCUGUCUGGUCGAUCUCGUAAUCCUAUAUCCAUACUUUUUGAUACCUUACAACACCCUGAUGCUGAUAUUGGUUCUGACAUUCCAUCAGCUCUUUCCUGGUCAUUCCAUCCAGAUCGUGCUAUUUCUCAUGUGGUUCUUGGUUCUGGUUUGCCUGGAGGAUCUUGGCACAAAAUGAAUGAUUGUAACAACACAUUAACCAUAAGUUUAGGAACCUGGAUGCAGUUACCUAAUUUGGGUAUAAAACAAUGGUCUUGUGAUAACAAAAGAGAAUCUCGUGUUCCUUUAGGUCGGGUUGCCAAGUAUUAUAGAGACUAUGUGAGGCACCAAAACUUGGAGAAAUAUUUUUAUAACAAUAGUCAAGUUUUACGAUUGGAAUUUAACGAGAAGGAUAAUCUAUGGAAAGUUUCGUAUAUGCAAGAUAAAGUUGGCCAUUUUACCAUUUCUACACCGCGAGUUGUCUUAGCCACUGGGGUCAAUGAAAAACCCAACAAAUUAGGUAUCAAGGGAGAGUCUUAUCCUUUUGUCAUCAAAUCUCUUACCGAGUUUGAGAAAAUUUUGUCCAAUUUGGAUCGCUCAGUCUGUAAUGAGCCUGUUUUAAUUGUUGGAGCUGGUCUUUCUGCUGCGGAUGCUGUUAUUACAGCGCGUUUUGAGGGUUUACCUGUUUAUCAUGCAUUCCGUCGACAUCCCGAUGAUCCAACUCUUAUAUUUAACCAGUUACCUGAAAAUAUGUACCCAGAAUAUCACAAGGUACACCAAAAAAUGAAAGGCAAAAGUCUUUCUCCAGAUUACAAAGCAUUUCCAAUGCACUGUAUCAGUGAGAUUAGAUCUAAUCGCACAGUUGUUCUGACCAAUCUGAUUGGUGCUGAAUAUAAUGGAAUCAAUGAUUCAACUCAAAAAACGAUCAAAGUUUCUUACGUUCUCGCUUUAAUUGGACGUCGGGCUAACCUUGAUUUCAUUUAUCCCAAAAGGUUAAGAGCACAAUUACUGCAACAUCCAACUCAGCCAUUCCACAGCAGGAACAAUCCAAUUGCCAUUAAUCCGUUCACUCAUGAGUGUUUAAAUGCUGAAAGACUUUACGCUAUGGGACCAUUGGUCGGUGAUAAUUUUGUUAGAUUUGUCCAAGGAGGUGCAUUAGCUAUAGCAAAUGAUUAUUGGUCUAAACCACUUUCUCUUGCUCCUAAAGUAUCUUCUUCACCCGAAGACUUUCUUCUCAGGUGAAACACAGUCCUUAAUUCGUGAUUUUAUCUUUACCCCUUCGAAUGUCAACAUUCUCAUUGUAGCCUUGAUUUUUUUAAAGAUCAAUCUCGGAAAUUUAUUACUGUUAGGAGCCUUUGAAAUUUGUGGAAAUAAUUUCUUUUCUUCGCAACAAGCACCAAUCAAUUGGAAGGUAAAAAUGAGACAUCAGUCAAUCAGCUUUAAUCCAUUUGAGAGCAAUAUUGUAAUGUGUAUAUUUAGUGUUUUUCAACUCCUUUCAUUGAUCAAACUGAACAAGGAAUAAACCUUUUCUUGUAAUUGAUUUUAAAUCACAUUGAAUCUAAAAUAUAGUUACAAAAAUUAAGGUUAACAAAACCUUGAUCACUCUGACUUCAAAAUUGUUUAUAAAAUUUUAUUUAAAUUUGAAUAAAGAUGUUUGUUUUUUUUCA